GCGCUCGCCGGCCCGCGGGCGCCUACGGGGGCGCCUCUCGGAGCCCCGAGGAGUGUCAGGCGCCUGGGGGCCCCAGGACUGCGUUGUAGUUGCGCUUCGUGCGGGCUCCGCGUUCAGUCGAGUGCUCGGCUGUCCACUGGAUUUGCCGUGCAAGGACUUAGCUCAGCAAGCAAAAGAAAAACUGAACAAAGGAGAGGAAAUCACCAAAGACACCUUUGGAAGCACUGAAUGUGGCAAACUAAGGACAAUGGAUCUCAAGUUCAGCAACUCCAGGAAAUAUAUUUCUAUAACUGUCCCAUCCAAAACCCAAACAAUGUCACCACACAUCAAGUCAAUAGAUGACAUUGUCGUACUUGGCAUAAAUCUUAGCAGAUUUAACAAACUUACUCAAUUUUUCAUUUGUGUUGCUGGAGUUUUUGUAUUUUACCUCAUUUAUGGAUAUUUACAGGAAUUAAUAUUUUCAGUGGAGGGCUUUAAGCCCUAUGGCUGGUACCUUACUUUAGUACAGUUUGCAUUUUACUCCAUAUUUGGCCUAAUAGAACUUCAGCUUAUACAGGACAAAAGGAGAAGAAUACCAGGAAAAACCUACAUGAUAAUAGCUUUUCUAACUGUGGGUACUAUGGGGUUAUCAAACACUUCCUUGGGCUACCUGAAUUACCCUACCCAAGUCAUCUUCAAGUGCUGCAAGUUGAUUCCUGUUAUGCUAGGAGGAGUGUUUAUUCAAGGCAAGCGUUACAAUAUUGCAGAUGUGUCUGCUGCCGUGUGUAUGAGCCUUGGUCUGAUAUGGUUUACCCUUGCUGACAGCACAAUUGCCCCCAAUUUCAAUCUUACAGGUGUGAUCCUCAUCUCCCUGGCACUGUGUGCAGAUGCCGUCAUUGGAAACGUCCAGGAGAAGGCAAUGAAACUGCACAACGCCUCUAACUCGGAAAUGGUUUUGUACUCAUAUUCAAUCGGCUUUGUGUACAUUUUACUGGGAUUGACAUGCACUACUGGAUUAGGCCCUGCGGUAACAUUUUGUUCAAAGAAUCUAAUUCGGACCUACGGUUAUGCUUUUCUUUUUUCACUCACUGGGUAUUUUGGAAUCUCCUUUGUUCUGGCUUUGAUUAAAAAUUUCGGUGCACUUCUUGCUGUAACAGUGACUACAGGAAGAAAAGCAAUGACCAUUGUACUUUCAUUUGUAUUCUUUGCUAAGCCAUUCACAUUUCAGUACAUAUGGUCUGGUUUGUUAGUUGUCCUUGGUAUAUUUCUCAAUGUUUACAGCAAAAAUAUGGAUAAAAUAAGACUACCAUCGCUCUGUGCUCUGAUACAGAAGACAGUGGAAGUGAAAAAAUCAAGGACGUUGGCACAGAAUGUAUAGGCGGGGAUUUCUGCUGUUUCACAGAAUUCUGAGGGACCGUUCAUCACCUAAUUAACUUUCCAAAGGGAUUGUCAUGAAAACCAAAGGAACUGACGGCAUGCUAGCCAUUCGUGACCGGGUCACAUACGAAGUCAGCCCUUUUCUUCAGAGCACUUGUUUGACUGCCUUCUGAAGCAGCCCAGAGAGCAGCCUCUGUCACACCUUAGAAUAACGUGUCAAUAGAAAAGACUCUAAUUAUGAACAGUUUAUUGAGAAUUUCACUGGAAAUGGACAUGUUGUAAGACUAAUAAGAUAUCAGUAAGGCGUGUCAGAAGAACUGAUAUGUAAUAGACUUUUGUCUUCAUUCCAUUUGGGUGGUGUUAUUUAAAUUGAUUCUCUGUUAUAAGAGUAAACUGAUGGUUUAAAAUCUAGAGACAGUAACUUCGUUAUAAAUAAAAAUUACUCUGAUUGUUUUUUAAA
Messenger RNA from Miniopterus natalensis, 1816 nucleotides. RefSeq names its product solute carrier family 35 member B3 (gene SLC35B3). Gene Ontology annotation, molecular function: 3'-phosphoadenosine 5'-phosphosulfate transmembrane transporter activity. Gene Ontology annotation, biological process: transmembrane transport; 3'-phosphoadenosine 5'-phosphosulfate transport. Gene Ontology annotation, cellular component: endoplasmic reticulum membrane; Golgi membrane. The record is from RefSeq and is a predicted model, not a curated record. Lineage: Eukaryota; Metazoa; Chordata; Mammalia; Chiroptera; Miniopteridae.